Arctia plantaginis is the source of this 1197-nucleotide messenger RNA. The record is from the annotation of a GenBank genome assembly. Lineage: Eukaryota; Metazoa; Arthropoda; Insecta; Lepidoptera; Erebidae.
AUGGUUUUAUACCCAUGUGUGGUUUUCCACAUACAGUAUUUCUAUACAACAUUCGUGGAGAAGACAUCGAAGGAAUAUAUAUGGCAUAAUCUGUGGAUCAUAAUGGCCGAUAGACACAGUCUAAAUUAUGAAGAUGUUAGAGAGCUCAAGCUGGGAGCAAGCUUUACAAAUAACAAAGUGUCGCAGUACCACACCAUAAAAUAUGACUUCAAACCAGCUUCAGUUGAUGUUAACAAAAUGGCAACAGUUGAUGUUGGAACUAACAACCAAGUGACUGUUACAGUGCCACAUUUAGAUGGCGCAGGCGUCCCACAGACUGUGUUCAAAGGCAACCAGAGGCCUUACACAAAAGAGUGUGUACUCAUUAUUGAUAGAGUUACCGGCGAGAUUACACUAGAGAAACUCUCUAGUAAUAUACAAGUUAAGAAAACCAGGCAAGAAACAAGCCAAAAGCCGCGACCGCUGACGCCGGUGACGAGCGAGUUCACCAACACCACGCAGCGCUCCACGUCGCGCACGCGCGUGGCCACCACCAGGCGCACCACCAACCCCACAGGAGCGCCGGGCGCGACUCAACCCAACCCGCAGGCCAGGUUCAACGGUAACGCUAAUCCACCCAAGCCCAGCAACAUGGUGCGCUCUCCGCCGAGACAGAAGACUUCGCCGCCACAGGCGGCUCCGUGGUCAGGAGGCGGUAACAGUACUCUGGCUUCGCUGCCCAUGAUCGGGCUGGACGACGCUCUGGGAGGGCUGUCCGCGGCCACCGCGGCGGCGCCGCUCGCGCAUCACGCGCAGCACGCCCCGGCCGCGCCGCCCGCUGCGCCCGCGCACAACGGCUACGCGCGCCCCGCCUACCCCGAGCGCGCCGCGCCGCCCGCGCCCGCGCCCCUCGCGCCUCUCGCCCCGCUGCUCGCCCCUCUCGCCCCUCUCGCCCCGCCCGCGCCGCUCGACAGGGGACAUCACAACCCUUACGUGCCGCAGCACCAUCAACAGCAACCACCGCAGCAAGAAGACAGCUCGUCGAGUUCUUCCAGCGAGAGCGGCAGCGACUCCGACAGCGGUAGCGAUAGCGACGACAACGACUCUACCGCUCACCGAUCCAUACCUAAUGGCGCUGCGCCCCCCAACCCCGCGCUACCGAGCGAUGUACUCAACGAUGAUCUCUGCCUGUCCGAAUCGGGCAGCGAUUCGGACUGA